AUGAAGCGAUCGUUUUCCGACGUGGACAACGACGCCGAGGCCCGAGCGAGACCAGCGCCAGCAAACGGCUUCAAUCCAAAGCGUCGGAAGCAAUACGGCACAGGCAAGCACAAGGCCAAGGAGGGCAGUCUAGAGUAUUCAAGAAAGCGUGCUCGAAAUAUCGAACGACUGCUGCGUCGCAAAAGGGACCUGCCUGCCAAUGUCCAACAUGACUUGCAGAGAGAGCUCGAGUCGCACAAAUCCACCGUGUCCGACAAAUCUUUCCUCAAGAAGCGGAGUGCAAUGAUUUCGAAAUACCACAUGGUUCGAUUCUUUGAAAGAAAGAAGGCGUCGCGUUUGGCAAUGCAGAUCAAACGCAAGAUGGAACAAAACCCAGGCGCCCACGAUGUUGAGGAUCUGAAACGGCAACUACACAUUGCCGAGGUUGACGAGGCCUACACAAUAUAUCAUCCGCAUAUGGAGCCCUACAUCAGUCUGUAUGGCAGUUCCAAAUCCGAUGAUAACGACAAAGGGGAGGAUGCGGCAGGAGAGGGCAGUCAGGCGAAACAGACGCCAGCAGCCAAAGCUUCACUCAGUGACGAACGACCGCCGAUGUGGUCUGUGGUCGAGAAGACCAUGGAAGAGGGCGUUGAGGCGUUGAAACGGUUGCGGGAAAGAAGAUGUACAGUCGGCUCAGGUCCUGCCUCAAGGAAGCAUCAUCCAUCAACUAGCUCAAGUUCCAAGAAAACAGACGUGAGACAAGAGGCCAGAAAGCCUAGUGAGCAGCAAAGCCGCCCCGGAGGCAAGGACCAGGCAAGCAAGCAAAAGGGCGACCAGCCCCAACUCAAUCGCAGGGAGCGAAGACGGCUUAUGCGCGAGGCCGUGUCCGCUACUCAAUCGGAUGAAGACGAUGACGGCGGGUUUUUCGAGGGGAUGUAA
Molecule: messenger RNA, 918 nt
Organism: Metarhizium album ARSEF 1941
Lineage: Eukaryota; Fungi; Ascomycota; Sordariomycetes; Hypocreales; Clavicipitaceae
Product: rRNA-processing protein EFG1
Exons: 2
Coding region: 1-918 (305 amino acids)
Biological process (GO): maturation of SSU-rRNA from tricistronic rRNA transcript (SSU-rRNA, 5.8S rRNA, LSU-rRNA)
Cellular component (GO): preribosome, small subunit precursor; nucleolus
Source: RefSeq, a predicted model, not a curated record